Messenger RNA from Neurospora tetraspora, 3940 nucleotides. RefSeq lists its product as uncharacterized. Bases 165 to 3887 code for a protein of 1240 amino acids. NCBI's taxonomy places the organism in Eukaryota, Fungi, Ascomycota, Sordariomycetes, Sordariales, Sordariaceae. The transcript is spliced from 3 exons. Gene Ontology annotation, cellular component: cyclin/CDK positive transcription elongation factor complex; nucleus. Gene Ontology annotation, molecular function: RNA polymerase II CTD heptapeptide repeat kinase activity; cyclin binding; ATP binding. The record is from RefSeq and is a predicted model, not a curated record. Gene Ontology annotation, biological process: protein phosphorylation; positive regulation of transcription elongation by RNA polymerase II.
CCUCUCCAAGGUAGGUAUUUCGCGUUCGACAGUGCCUUGGGGCAGGCUGCAGGCCUGAGAAGGACGCUGUGCACGCGUUUUUAGCGGGUCGGGCAAUCCCUGCCGGUCGGCCAAGAUACCGCCCUGGCCACUAAAAGUCAGAUAUCGACGAAUCUGGUGUCGCCAUGGGGUCCUCACCUCCAGCGGCGGCUGGACCACUUUUGGAUUCUCGGACUCGACAUGAUGCUGCAAUGCCAAAUGGCAGCCGCAUUUCCAAAGACCAACCACGCAGCCUCACAGACGAGCAUGCUCUAGGCAUGAAUACUUCACGUCCGACUACUUCGCCUGCCGCUGCCGUCGUGAACCGGUCCUCUGAUCCUGAUCCUGUUCCUGACCCAGCAGCUCGACACAAACCGAAUCCAGAUCGCCCCAGUGGCAGCAACGGCCCCAGCAGCAAAUCCGGCAAACCUCGCGGCCGGUCGAUCGAACCGCCCUCUUCCUCCUCCCAGCCUGCUCCUCGCCAUCGCCAUCCGUCGAGACAUCGCAGCCCGGACCGCUCUGGCCGCUCUUCGCGUCUCCCCCAUCCCCAUCGCUCCAGAGGCUCCCCACGCAGCCGUAGAGAUCGCUCCCGCGAGCCUCGUGGUCGCGACGGCCACUUUUCCCCGGACCGACGCCAUCGAAGUCCUGGCCCGCCGAGAGGCAGAGGGGACGCCGCCCACGAACGUGGCCAGAACGUCGAUCACGGGAAACAACACUCACAACCUCCUCCACACCCGGCCCGCGCCUCUCAACGUGCUUCUUCGAGGUCACCAGGCUCGAGCAAGCGCAGACGUAGUCGAACCCCAUCGCCAGGUGGACCGGAGUCUAAAAGGUCACGACGUGCCCGGAGCCCUCGAAGAGGAGAAAGGGACGACGUAAAUUCCGUGCAACCUCCAAGGGACCGCCGCAGGUCGCCAUUUGACAGGAGGCCAUCUCGUUCCCCAAAUCAUCACGAGCGGCGACGCUCCAGAGACAGGAAACGGUCGGGCCGAUCUCGAUCCCCAGAUCGCUCUCGAAGGCGGAAAUCACGGUCACCAGACCGGGGAGUUUUUGACCAAGCUUCGGAACGUGUACGCCGAAGGAGUCCAUCUCCACGGCAUCGUGGUCGCUCAGACCGGCCAGAUCGUCCUGAACGUCGGCAUCAGUCAAGGUCACGUUCUCGGACCCCUCCCCAUCACGAAAACAGACACCCCGCUUCCGACGCAGGUUCGCGCAGACGGCCAAGUCCCGACCCGGACUCACGUGAGCCUUACGACCAUCCCCAAGGCUCUCCACGGGACCGGCGACGCUCCAAAUCCAGCAAAAAGGGCAAAAGCCGUGACGAUCAAAAGUUUGAUCCUGCAUCUGGCGUAAAUAGUAUCGAGGUUAACAUGGCUGCGAGGAAUGGCUACCGAGGGGGUUAUGGCGCCCCGAUGCCCCCUGGGUACACAGAAACACAUGAUGGCCGAAACUAUUCACACUCUUCGGGACAUGCAACCCCCAACUCAUCCUUCCAUGGCUCGCCUCCCGCCCAAUCUCCUUAUGGUGCCGGACGAGGGUGGAACAAUCCGCAAUUUUCACCACAAAGUCAGUAUGGAUAUCCGCAUGGCAAUUACGGCCCCCCUACCGGGCCGCAAGCACACUACCACUCGAAUCAAGGGCAUUCGCCACCGUAUCCUCCAACCGGCCCAGCGGCCCAAUACCCAACAGGUCCGUAUCGCAGUGGGCAUCGGGCUGCAUCUGGUGGAUUUCGCGGUGGCUCAUUCGGUGUCCCUCGCGGAGGCCAUCGAGGUGGCUCUAAAGGUGCACAAUGGAGUCCCAACGCUCACAAUGCCUCUGGUCGAGGCCAGUACACAACAACAACAACCGAAAACAAUUCCGCCCAUCCCCAGAAUAGCGCGGCCCCCAGCAAGCACGCUGAUUCUGGCCAAAACACUCAGGAGGGGGCAAGAGAGGAUGUUAACAACUCUUCCAGACCCGCUAAAGACUCUCAAGGCGAUGAUACCAACAAGUCAGGCAAAGAGAAGGAGGAGCAAAUGCAGCCUCCUACCCGCCCAGCCGCUGGUUCACAGUCUCAGCCCUCAAACAAGUUCAGUUUUAGUAUGAAGAACGCAACAAAGCCAGCAGUAGCGGCUCCACGGCCGGAAAUAUCUCUCAAGUUCAAUGCCGUCGUUCCGCCACGGGAACCUUCGCAAAAGCAACCUCCCAAAGCGCCCGCUGCUGCUCCGCCGACGGCGCCAUCUGCCCACAGAUCCAAUCGGGACCGUCAUGACCUCCCCAAAAAUGUGCCCACGGAACCGGCAUCUGCUAGGGCUCGUCACAAUGAUCGCAGAGGGCCGGACCAGCACAGGCCGGUAGAUAGCCACAGACCGGCGGAACAGCAAAAGCCUAGGACACGAAUUGUAAAGAAGAUUGUCAAGAAGCUCAAGGAGAAGCCGGCUCUUCCGCCGGACUUGGCAAAGUCAAAGUCAGUAUAUCACAGAAAGCCAGGGAAUGAAUCUGUCAUCGGUUCCGGUACGUAUGGAAAGGUGUUCAAAGCCCUCAAUGUGUAUACGAAAAAACAAGUGGCCCUCAAGAGGAUACGAAUGGAGGGAGAAAGGGAUGGCUUCCCUGUGACAGCGGUGCGAGAGAUCAAGCUGCUCCGGUCUUUAAGCCAUAAGAACAUCGUCAAGCUCAUGGAAGUGAUGGUUGAGAUGAACGAGUGCUUCAUGGUAUUCGAGUACCUGUCACACGAUCUCACAGGUCUCAUUAACCAUCCCAAUUACACUCUGGACCCGGCUCAGAAGAAGCAUUUGGCUCUGCAGUUGUUCGAGGGUUUGGACUAUCUUCACACCAGGGGCGUCCUGCAUCGAGACAUCAAAGCAGCCAAUAUCCUGGUCAGCAACGAGGGUGUCCUCAAACUUGCCGAUUUUGGCUUGGCUCGGUUCUAUGCCAAACAUCACCAACUCGACUACACGAACCGUGUGAUCACCAUCUGGUACAGGUCACCGGAACUACUCCUAGGAGAGACACAGUACGGACCCGCUGUGGAUAUCUGGAGCGCUGCUUGCGUGAUGAUGGAAAUAUUUACAAAGCGUGCCAUUUUCCCUGGUGAUGGUAGCGAGAUCAACCAGCUGGACAAGAUCCACUCUGUUUUGGGCACACCGACCAGAAACGACUGGCCAAACAUCAUUGAAAUGCCUUGGUUCGAACUGCUACGGCCAACUCAGCGGCGAGCAAAUGUUUUUGCUGAAAAGUACAAAGAGCUGGUGACACCUGCCGCGUUUGAGCUACUCCUCUGGAUGUUCAAAUACGACCCCGAUAAACGGCCCAGCGCUGCCGAAGUAUUGGCGCAUCCUUACUUCACCACCGAAGAACCAGCUCCGCGACAAGCAGUCGAGCUCAAGGAUAUUGAUGGUGAAUGGCAUGAAUUCGAAUCCAAGGCUCUCCGGAAAGAGAAUGAGAGGAAGGAAAGGGAAGCACGGCGGGCUGUCAAGGAGGGGGCACCAACAACAACCGCUGCACCAAGUGGUGGUGGCGGUAGCUCUUCGGCUCGCGAUAAGGAUCGUGACCCUAGAAAGCGCCCUGCCGAAACUCGAGAACCACCACCAUCAGAGCGCGACUCCAAACGUCCGCACUUGGACCCAAAUGCUGCCACCAAACCAUCAACAACGACAUCAUCAUCAGCUUCCCACCAGCAGCAGCAGGAGCGGCAGCGGCAGCGAGAGCCCGAACGGUCAUCAGUACCCACCAGGCCCAGGGACCAACAACAACAACAGGAACAGCAGCAACCUCGGCCAUCAGCAUCAUCUUCAUCACAAUUACCACCGCCAACGGCACCGGCGCAGGCACAGUCAAGGGCACCUACAAAUGCCCCAUCCGGGCCGGCAGCAAGUCAAAGUCAUAACUAGGAGAACAUGACUUAUUAUGAGAAGAUUAUGUGGCAGAAUCGUUACCCUGGCCU